This is a messenger RNA of Penicillium subrubescens, 1113 nucleotides long. RefSeq lists its product as uncharacterized. The record is from RefSeq and is a predicted model, not a curated record. The transcript is spliced from 2 exons. Gene Ontology annotation, molecular function: diacylglycerol O-acyltransferase activity. The coding region runs from base 1 to 1113 and encodes 370 amino acids. Gene Ontology annotation, biological process: triglyceride biosynthetic process. NCBI's taxonomy places the organism in Eukaryota, Fungi, Ascomycota, Eurotiomycetes, Eurotiales, Aspergillaceae. Gene Ontology annotation, cellular component: endoplasmic reticulum membrane.
AUGAAUGGAGAUACCACGCAAAGACGCGAGCCAACCACCACGGCCACCAGGCCUCGAGCAAGGCCCGGGAAUGCUGAGAGGAAACGCAUCCACUGGGCACCGCUGAAUGUCGGUCUGGAGCGUCGCGCACAGACACUAAUCGUGCUCUGCCAUACACUCACUAUUGCUAUCUUCUUGACCAGUUUCUUCUUCACAUGCGCCAUCCCCUUGUUCUGGCCACUCCUGCUCCCGUACCUGGUCUAUAUCUCACUAUUCUCCACGGCACCCACAUCAGGAGAACUCAAGGGCCGGAGUAACUUCUUGCGUCACCUUCCAAUCUGGAAGGUCUACGCAUCUUACUUCCCAGCCCGUCUUCACAGGGAGGAAGUCUUGCCCCCAACGAAGAAGUAUAUCUUCGGCUAUCACCCACAUGGCAUCAUCUCACACGGUGCAUUUGCCGCCUUCGGCACAGAGGCACUCGGUUUUUCAAAACUAUUCCCAGGAAUCACAAACACCCUCUUGACCCUGGACUCGAACUUCCGCAUCCCAUUCUACCGAGAGUACGCGCUUGCCAUGGGUCUGGCGAGUGUGUCCAGGGAAUCAUGCGAGAAUCUCCUAACCAAAGGCGGUCCCAACGGCGAAGGCAUGGGCCGGGCAAUCACCAUCGUCAUUGGCGGAGCUCGUGAAUCACUCAACUCUCAACCCUAUUCACUCCGUCUAGUCCUAAAGCGACGAAAAGGGUUCAUCAAACUAGCCAUUCGCACGGGCGCAGAUUUAGUGCCCGUUCUCGCCUUUGGCGAAAAUGAUCUUUACGAACAAGUCGACUCUGACGAACAUCCGAUUAUCCACAAACUGCAAAUGCUGAUCAAGCGCACAAUGGGAUUUACGAUUCCGCUUUUCCAUGCGCGAGGAGUAUUCAACUAUGACGUUGGAUUGAUGCCUUAUCGACGACCUCUUAAUAUUGUGACUGGCAAGCCGAUUCCAGUGAUGCAACAGUCGAAUCGGGAUAAGAUCAAUGAUAGCUACAUCGAUGAGCUUCAUGCCAAAUAUGUGGAGGAACUGCAACGAUUAUGGGAUCAGUGGAAAGAUGUCUACGCUAAGGAUAGGACAGGUGAAUUGGAGAUUAUUGCCUGA